UCGAAACUCACAGAGUGAUGUUGAUUGAUUAGUUUGGUGAGAAAAAAAAAACAUAGUAACACAAUAUAAUGAUUAAAAUAUAUAAACAAUAAAAAGUGUAAGUAAUGGAAUCUUCAAUAAUUGGCAUUUGUGAAACUAUGUGUCCGCUCAAUGAAAUUAAAUUACGUACGCGAGAAGGGCUAUUACAUUUUUAUGAACGUAAACCAUCCAGAACCGGUGAAUAUAUUGUCGAUGAAUCAAGAGUGGUCAAAGAAUUUUCCCGAUCGGCAGCCGGUGUUCAAUCGCCCAAACCCAAUAAUUUGAGAACGAAACAAUGUCUCAAACGCACUGUAGAAUAUUUAUUGUGGGAUAUUAUAACAGAUGAUCGGAAACCAUUUCAUGUUGCGUAUGAUUUUAUUUUCGAUCGAUUGCGUGCCAUUCGUCAAGAAAUUGUUAUACAAGAUUUUGAUGAAAUAACAACCAUUGAACUAAUUGAACCAAUGAUCAUGUUCUUGGCAUACUCACUGUAUAGACUAGUCGAUGAGCCAAUCGAACGAUUCGAUCCGAAAAUAUGCCGUCAACAUUUGCAAGAGUGUUUGAAGAAGGUGCUAAAGUGUUAUGAUACAUUGGAUGAAUCAAGUGAGAAGAAUCAUGGCGAUGACGCUGAUGUACAAAAGGCUGUAGCUCAUAGGGAAUUCAUUGAAUCACUAUAUUUAUUGUUCAACUUGGGCAGUGGCGAAUCAUUGGCCAGAGCCCUACAUACACCAUCAAAGUUUAAGAAUUCAACAUUUAAAUGUUCUUUCACCGUUGCUCUAUCGUUUUGGACUCGGAAUUUCUACAAGUGUCUUUCAAAUAUUAUGAAUUUGCCAUACAUAUUGUGUGCAGUGGCUUCGCUGCAUGUACAAUCAAUUAGAAGGGAACUCGUGCAAUCUUUCUCUGUCGCUUAUCAUAAUAAAUUACUGUCCGUGUCAUUAGAAUGGUUGAAGAAUAUUACAUUUUUUCAUUCAGUUCAAGAAUUAAUAUUGGACUUACGAUACUACGGAUUGUCGGUUGACACACAAACAAAAACCGUUAACUUUCAACGUGAUGCAUUUCAAGCAUCAAAACCAAUUAUAAAAUCGAGGAGAGAACAAUUCGUCGAUGUUCAAUUGAAAUAUUCCAUUAAAGACAUGUUGCUGCUGAUCAAAAUCUAAUGUAUAUGAAUCCACCGAAGACAUCCCAUCUUUGUUUUUAUCAAGAAAUAAAAAGCCUUUUGAUAAA
This is a messenger RNA of Contarinia nasturtii (swede midge), 1239 nucleotides long. RefSeq names its product germinal-center associated nuclear protein. NCBI's taxonomy places the organism in Eukaryota, Metazoa, Arthropoda, Insecta, Diptera, Cecidomyiidae. Gene Ontology annotation, cellular component: spindle; nucleus; centrosome. The transcript has 6 exons. Gene Ontology annotation, biological process: centrosome duplication; spindle assembly. The coding region runs from base 105 to 1172 and encodes 355 amino acids. The record is from RefSeq and is a predicted model, not a curated record.